Erigeron canadensis is the source of this 710-nucleotide messenger RNA. Its product is annotated as putative germin-like protein 2-1. The record is from RefSeq and is a predicted model, not a curated record. Lineage: Eukaryota; Viridiplantae; Streptophyta; Magnoliopsida; Asterales; Asteraceae. The transcript is spliced from 2 exons. The coding region runs from base 53 to 700 and encodes 215 amino acids. Gene Ontology annotation, cellular component: cell wall. Gene Ontology annotation, molecular function: manganese ion binding.
UACAAAGUUAUUCAUCAAGAAAACAAGCUAACUAGUUUCCCACUUCUCACUAAUGACGUCUCCUGUUCUUUUAUUCGGUCUCUUUUUGGCAGCUUGUUCUCUUGCAUUGGCUUCAGACCCGAGUCCUCUCCAGGACUUCUGUGUAGCUGAUCCAGACAGCAAAGUAUUCGUGAAUGGAGUGGUUUGCAAAGAUCCAAAGCGCGUGAAAGCUGACGAUUUUCUCUUUAGAGGGCUCAACCGUAUGGGAAAUACAACCAACGAUGUCGGAUCUAAUGUGACUGCAGUAAACGUAGAACAAUUACCAGGGCUCAACACCUUGGGUAUUUCCAUGGUUCGUAUUGACUUUGCUCCAUGGGGAAUCAAUGCACCACACACGCACCCUCGUGCCACUGAAAUCUUGACUGUCCUUGAAGGCAGACUUCUAGUCGGGUUUGUGACAUCUAACCCAGAAAACCGUCUUUUUACAAAACUACUUCAGAAGGGUGAUGUGUUUGUGUUUCCGGAAGGUCUAAUUCACUUCCAGAAAAAUGUCGGAAAUGGUUUUGCUCUUGCUAUUGCGGCUCUAAGUAGUCAGAACCCAGGUGUCAUUACCAUUGCAAAUGCAGUGUUUGGAUCAAACCCUGAUAUCCCUGCAGAUAUUCUUGCCAAGGCAUUUCAAGUCGACGAAAAGAUAGUUACUCAAAUCCAAUCUAAAUUUUAAUAAUAUUUGU